Molecule: messenger RNA, 3138 nt
Organism: Salvelinus fontinalis (brook trout)
Lineage: Eukaryota; Metazoa; Chordata; Actinopteri; Salmoniformes; Salmonidae
Gene: slc26a10
Product: solute carrier family 26 member 10
Exons: 18
Coding region: 287-2362 (691 amino acids)
Biological process (GO): transmembrane transport
Cellular component (GO): membrane
Molecular function (GO): sulfate transmembrane transporter activity; oxalate transmembrane transporter activity; chloride transmembrane transporter activity
Source: RefSeq, a predicted model, not a curated record
UCCAUCAUCACAAACGUUGGACACAAGCACACCUUUAUGGGGUCUCUGCCAGGAACAAGGAUGUAGGCUAAGAAAGAAACCCCAAGGAAAGUUCAACACAAUAACAAAAAGUUUCAGCAUUGGCUGCCAAACACCAGACAGGAAAAUUCAAUGGUUUCUGAUGUCAAACUAGAGACAGAUUCCUACUAUAUAUGACAAGCAGUAGCGACCGCAUAUUUUCUGCCUCAUCUUCUCAGAUUACUAUUAGUUUCAACGAGACAACGUAAACACUCACCUGGAGGACAAGAUGAGCGCUUCAGUGGCUGUAUACCGAAAUAUUUACACCGAGGACCGGUUCAGACAGUCGUACGGUACCGAGGACAAGCCCCGUGGAGGUGGUCAACGGUUUCGGGAGAAGAUCGCGGAACGGUGCAGGUGCUCGCGUGCAGCAUGCCUUCACCUGUUGAGGGAACGAGUUCCCAUUUUUAACUGGCUGCCGAAGUACAGGCUGAAAAAAUGGAUAUUAGGUGAUACAAUAGCGGGACUAACAGUUGGUAUACUUCACAUUCCACAAGGUAUGGCCUUUGCCUUACUGACGUCAGUGGCGCCCAUCUAUGGCCUCUACACCUCCUUCUUCCCUGUGGUUCUCUACAUGCUGUUUGGCACAGGACGGCAUGUAUCCACUGGUACCUUUGCAGUGGUGAGCCUGAUGACAGGCUCAGUGGUGGAACAGCUGGUGCCCACCCCUCUACAGCUCAACUCCUCCAGUCCAGAGGCUGCAGACUUUGAGGCCCAGAGGAUUGGGGUUGCCUCCGCUGUAGCCUUACUCUCAGGGAUCAUGAUGCUCUGUAUGUUUGGGCUACAGCUGGGUUUCCUCUCUACAUACCUGUCAGAGCCCAUCGUCAAGGCAUUCACCAGCGCUGCAGCCUUCCACGUCACCAUCUCACAGCUGCAAAGCAUGCUGGGACUGCGGCUCCCCCGCCACACCGGCCCCUUCUCACUCUUCAAGACCCUUGCGUCUGUCAUAGAGAACCUUCCCCACACCAACAUGGCUGAGCUGCUGACCUCCCUGGUGUGUCUGGCCAUCCUGGUACCGGUUAAAGAAGUCAACAUGAGGUUCCGACAGCACCUACGCACACCCAUCCCCGUAGAGAUCCUCACGGUGAUAAUAGCUACAGGAGUGGCCUAUGCUUCAUCUCUGGACUCUAACUAUGGCGUUCAGAUAGUGGGACACAUUCCUGCAGGCUUCCCUAGUCCACGGAUGCCUGCCUUGCACAAGUUGCCUGAGGUCGCUGGAGACACGGUUGCCAUUACGUUUGUGGGUUAUGCUGUGUCUGUCUCACUGGCAAUGAUCUACGCAGACAAGCACGGCUACUCCAUCCAACCCAACCAGGAGCUCCUGGCCCAUGGUAUCUCCAACACAGUGUCGUCUCUCUUCACCUGUUUCCCCAGCUCAGCCACUCUGGCCACCACCAACAUCUUGGAGAGUUCUGGGGGAUUCACACAGCUCUCUGGCUUGUUCACCAGUCUGGUGGUUCUGAUAGUUCUACUGCUGAUUGGACCUCUCUUCUACUUCCUGCCCAAGGCAGUGCUGGCCUGUAUCAAUGUCACCAGCCUCAGACAGAUGUUUCUACAGUUCCAGGACCUGCCAGACCUCUGGCGAGUCAGCAAGAUUGACUUCGUAGUGUGGCUGGUGACUUGGCUGUCUGUUGUGGUCCUGAAUGUCGAUAUGGGUCUGGCUAUUGGAGUGGUCUUCUCAAUGAUGACAGUCAUCUGUCGCACACAGAGGGCUGGGUGUUCAGUGCUGGGCAGAGCGAGCAACACAGAGAUCUACAGACCUUUAGAGAACCACAACAAGUGCUAUGAAGUUCCGGGUGUGAAGAUCCUGACAUACAACGGGCCCAUCUACUACGGCAACCGCAGCUUCUUCAGAGAGGACAUGAGUCGUCUGCUGGGCCUCACCCCAGAGAGGAUCCGCAGUAGAGAGAAGGCCAGGAAGGCCCUGGAGAAGAGGGAAAGAGAGGCUGUCAACACUGUGGAGAGAGGUGUCGCUAACACAUCAUUUUCAUCUGAGAAUGAGUUCUUUAAAUCUGAAACUGCUGAAAGUGAGGUCCAGGCAGUACUAAUAGAUUGCAGCAGUGUGAUUUUUGUCGAUGUUGCUGGAGCCAGACUCUUCAUACAGAUGUGUAUUGACUGCCAGAAAGUUGGGGUUUGCAUAUAUUUGGCCAAUUGCAAUGAGAGUGUUCUGAGGAUCCUAACCUCCAGUGGACUGAUGAACUACAUGAACCCACAACACAUCUUUGUUACGGUCCACGAUGCUGUGAUGUACAUUCAACAACAGAAGGAGCAAACUCCAGAAAACACUACUACCGUUUGGGUGUGAGAUGGUUGGUCGGCCAUUCUACACGUCAAGAUGAACUGAUAUGCAGUAACAUGCACGAUACAGACCAGGGAAAACAUCUCUCCCUCUACAAGGACUGUACAUCAAGGUUUGUUCCUGGUCUAAGACGGGCGCAGUGCUGUGUUAAUGUGUAUACUAGUAUGCCAUGAUUGGGCUUCAAGAAGGGAGCAGCGUAUUGUAGCAUUUCAGUAUGAAAUUCAGGGUCAAUCCCAGUAUUUUAAAUACGUAUUUGAAGGACCAAUACUGAAGAGACUUGCACAAAUGAUCACAACAGUGGCAGAGCACGUAUGACGCACAAAGCACUCCUGGUAGUCCUGCUACUUACUGGAAUCCAGGAGAAGAGACCAAUGAGAGAUGUUUAUCUACUACAAUAACCCUAGUAAACACAAAUAUAUACAUCAUUUGAUUAUUAUCUGUUAAAACAUUGCUUAUUAUAUCUGAAUGCUGGAAAAAUAGUGGCCAACCAUUACUGGUAUUUAUUUUGUAAUUCUGUAAUACAAAAGUGAAUAUUAUUCCAAUGAAUAAAAUGCACUGAACGCUUUCUUAAAAGGGAGAUAUGUAUAUUCACAUGAAAUAAUGCCUUAUGUGUUAUAAAUGUAUAUUUCUGUGUACUGUACAUUGUGUUUAUAAUGAAAUGCACUGCAGAAAAUGAGUGAAAUUACGUACGGAUACCUGUAUUGUCUGCAACUGUAAUAUCCUCCUGCAGUUUUUGAAAUACUUUUAUUGAGUUAUUUUACAAUAAACAUGCUCAAAAUGUA